AUGUACUCAAAGAGUACAUGUAGAUUAGGGUUUCGAUUUGGAAACAAAGAUGUAAACGUAAACUAUAUUGAAAUUCUUAAGAACAAAAGGACCACAAUUUCUGAAGUUGACAUUGAACCUGAAACUCGAAGGAUAUGUGUUCUACGACGGACACCAUUACAGGUAAACAAAACCCUUAAACAGUUCGUAAGCACAAAGUCCAAAAGAAAAGUGUCUGAUGGAACGGAAUCGACAGAAUUGACAACACAAUCCCUACCUACAUAUGGUGAUAAGAAAUUAAAAGUAAGUUGGUGCAGGAUUGCACUUAUUCUAAUCUUUUUCCUUGGAAUAUCUGUUGGCGCUGCACUAAGUGCCCUUAAUACAGAACAGCUAUCAGAAUUACCAAAAAUAACGGAAAAUUUCACCAGGACUGUGGAGUUUCUUCGAUCCGAAAUUAAAAAAGAUUUUUCAAACACAGCUUCCAUUAUAAAAGAAUACUUUUCACAAACCCAAGGGACAGUAUGUGUAAGCGACUGUACUACUAUGAGAGACGGGGAUUACCAGUCUUGUUUUACCUGUUUCGGCUUCGUGUCCUGUUCAAAUAACAUCACCAUUAACAAGACCUGUGCAAAGUCUGACGGCAGCUACCUGAAAUGGGACGACAAAAUCAAAGAGUGUCAAUUUAAUAGUACAACAUGCCAUGAUGAAAGAUAAUUUGUUUAACAUUAAACUAUUAUUUACAUAAUAGUUUUGUAUAUAUUGAUAUGAUUCCAAUUUUAUUGAAAUGUAGAAAUCCCAUGAUAUCCAUGUAUUAUAAUCGUGAUGUGCUAACUCGUAAAUAUUCCUGUGAAAAACUUAGAGUUUAGAAGUAACUGAAGAUAAUUUAUCAAAAUUAUAGAAUAUCACAUUUUUUCAAGGGUUUCCUGAACAAAAAAAGAAAUCCGGUUAUUCAGUGUUGUAUAUAAUUGCCUGAAGUAUUGUUGAAAUAUAUUUAUUUUUAGAGAUAUGUACAUACAUGUAUUAAUAUAUAUUAUUUAUUCAAUAAGGUUUGCAGUCUUUAUGGGUCUAGCUUUGAUCAUGAAGACACAGAUCUAGAGGACUCGGGUGUUUCAAGAAUCCGUUAUCACUCUUUCGUCCUAAACGUUGAUUUAGUGUUUUUGAGAAUACAGAAAUUUUCUUUGA
Saccostrea echinata is the source of this 1161-nucleotide messenger RNA. RefSeq lists its product as uncharacterized. The record is from RefSeq and is a predicted model, not a curated record. The transcript is spliced from 7 exons. NCBI's taxonomy places the organism in Eukaryota, Metazoa, Mollusca, Bivalvia, Ostreida, Ostreidae. The coding region runs from base 1 to 693 and encodes 230 amino acids.